AUGUGUGACGUGACGUUCAUCGCGAGGACCUCAGAUGGGCUGCUGCUGGCGGAGGCCUGGUCUCCCCACUUCAGCCUCAGCAGCAGCAGCAGCAGCAGCAGCAGCAGCAGCAGCAGCAGCAGCAGCAACGCACUGCAGCAGCAGCAGGAGCAGCAGCAACUGAAGCAGCAGGUCAAGCAGGUGCUGCAGCGGCUGCAAGGCGACUCCGUCAGCGGGGCCAUAGAGGCGGGAAACCUCAGAUUCUAG
Eimeria mitis is the source of this 246-nucleotide messenger RNA. RefSeq names its product vesicle trafficking protein, putative. The record is from RefSeq and is a predicted model, not a curated record. The transcript has a single exon. Bases 1 to 246 code for a protein of 81 amino acids. NCBI's taxonomy places the organism in Eukaryota, Apicomplexa, Conoidasida, Eucoccidiorida, Eimeriidae.